Molecule: messenger RNA, 576 nt
Organism: Priapulus caudatus
Lineage: Eukaryota; Metazoa; Priapulida; Priapulimorpha; Priapulimorphida; Priapulidae
Product: homeobox protein HOX3-like
Biological process (GO): regulation of transcription by RNA polymerase II
Cellular component (GO): nucleus
Molecular function (GO): RNA polymerase II cis-regulatory region sequence-specific DNA binding; DNA-binding transcription factor activity, RNA polymerase II-specific
Source: RefSeq, a predicted model, not a curated record
GGCAAUACUGAACAUGACAACGAAUUGUAAUGUUAAUUUCGCAUUUACUCUUUUCUAGCGCCCGCCCGCCGCCUGCGCGCUCGUGAUUGGUUGCGGCCGCUGUCACGUGAUAGGGCCCGUAGUGCUAUCCCAUUAGAAUGUCAAGACCUCGUCACAAUGCAAUAAAUUUCACCGGCACAGAGAUGCAGAAAACGUUCUACGAGCAGGCCGACGUCUACACGGGCUACUAUAGCAACACGUCGCUGAAUGGAUACGGAUACGACCCGCAGCAGCUCUCCGGAUAUGGCGAUUAUUCGAAUCCGCAGAUGGAAACGCAGACGGCGCGAUGGCCGUCGUGUUAUAUGGAUGCGAACAGCCUCGGUGCUCCGCAGGACAUGACGGCGGCAGCGUCCCCGCAGGACUACAGCGGCUCGUGCAUGCGGGCGGGGGUCGUAGCUAACACGGCAUGCCACUACCCGGGCUCUCCUGUCCAGCAGAGCCCACCGUUUCUAGCCGAGCCUUGCAAGGAGAUCUAUCCGUGGAUGAAGGAGUCACGGCAGAACUCGAAACAGCGCCAACAGCUGACGCACAUCACAG